Molecule: messenger RNA, 1067 nt
Organism: Aspergillus eucalypticola CBS 122712
Lineage: Eukaryota; Fungi; Ascomycota; Eurotiomycetes; Eurotiales; Aspergillaceae
Exons: 1
Coding region: 350-1024 (224 amino acids)
Source: RefSeq, a predicted model, not a curated record
GCUGGUAUGUCUCCAAAGUGUGUCCAAGUAUUAAGGGAUAACGGGAAUAGGCUUGUAUUUGUCAGAAGAGUCUUAGAGUCGGCGCUGCGACUUCAUGAUGACCUUCUAAAGAGUACCAGGCGGUAAGUCACUGUUAUUCGGACUGGGCAAGUGAAUAUCAGCUGCAAUGAAUAAUACCCGUUAAGGGUAUCCGGUAAUCUUCAUUCGAGAUUCUUAGUGAAUACAGUCAUUCUCAGCCACAUAAACAAACACCAGUCACGCUUUCCCCAUUGGAAUUAUCCAACUCUUCCCACCACAUCCUCAGCUCAACUCAACUACUCCCUGACUAUAUCUCACCAAGAGCUCAAAAAUGCCUGCAGCAGAGUCCAUGUUCCCCUCCUCAUUCCCCCACGAAUUCUGCAUCAGCGAAGACCUAUCCGAACUACAACCUAACCAAAAACCACCCCCUUCCCUGCGCGAAGCAAGACUAGCCCUAUUAAGCCCACUCGAAAAAGCCGACAUCCUCGAAUUAUGCACCCAGUCACCGUCCAUUCACACUUAUGAUUACAACUCUAUGGUUGAGCCUCAAGAACGAGAUCUCGAUUUGCAACCCCUCUCCAAGAUGUGGAGGCAGGAGAUGAUGAAACUGCCCCCUUUCGCUAAGAUCAUUUUCGAUCUUACUUUGCCACUACGGGAGGACCAAGAUGCCAUAGUGUGGAAUAUAGGCAAACGCAGAGAAGGAUGUUAUAUCGUCCGUGUCAGAGAAGUCAUGCAUAUUGCUACCACUAUUGCUUUGACGACGAGAGUGCGCUUGAAGGGUGGGGCGGUUUCUUUUGAUCUUGAUUACGAGGAUCUUGAUCUUGUUUAUGAUGAUGGGAGUGAUGAAGUCGUGUCUUGGCGUCUAGAUGCGCUGCGGGAGGAGAUUAGGGCGUUGGGUACGGCGCCGUCUAAUGAGGUGAAAGGGGAGAGUGGAGGUGCUGGUGUGGGUGGACAAUCUUCGGAUGGAUCUGCUCAUGGUUUGGAUGUUGGGGUUGGACGGACUUGAUAACACGGUGUGAGUUGUGGUCGGAAAUUUCUCAGAGCAGGUC